AUGUCCCAUGCCCUCUUCAACCGGAGGGGCAGCAACAAGAAUCAAGGUUUGAUGAAGUCUCUCAUGGCUGCCAUCAGCAAGGAGAAGAUCCUUAGCCGAAUCUCAGAGUUGGACCUUGACGAGCAAGUGUCAGACAUGCUGGGCGAGAUGUACCAGGGCAUGAUCGAACUCUUGAUCGAUAACUAUGAGCCUUUGGAAGGUGCUUUAGGAGAACUGCUGGAUGAAGCUGUGACGGGAAGUCAAGACUUGGAGCCAUUCAUCGACAACCUUCGGGAUGCUGUGACAGGAAGUCUCGUGGCUAUGCGGAGCAAACAAGAGCCGUUGGGAGUUGGGAUCACCAGGCCACAGGAGAUUUUGCUCGACAGGGUGGUUGAAGCUGCUCAGGGGAUGGCAAGUGAAAUCUCCUACACGAUGCGGAUGCGUGGUGGCAACAAGAAACGCAAUUCUGCUCCAUCCACAUCACAAAACCUAGGUGAUGGAGGUACAGGUAGCUCACGUUUUCACAGCAGCGCUGGCCUGGGCUUCGGGAGCAGCAGUAGCGGCCAUAGCACGAGAGUCACUAGAGUUGCUGGGGUGAAUUCUGCCAGUGCCAGUGCCUUCGGAGCGAACCACGGUGGAGAAGCAGCACAUCACUUCAAAAAGACGGUCAGGAACAUGUUUGCGAUGAAUGCCAUGGGCGGAAGUGGGCCACACUUUCACACUGAAAGGCGUGCAGCGACCUGGCACAGUGCUAUGCAUCAAGAAGAGCGAAAACAUCAUCAACCAGGAGGUCACGGUUCUGAAGAUGCAGAGGGCUGGGAGGAAGAGGGCCUGCACAGUACCAACUUGGGUCAAACUAGUCAAGCUCUUUCUCCACAGAAGGAGGCUGCGGAGGCCGAGGCCAUGGACGCUACGAACGUCAGUCAAACGCAAGAUCUUGGGGACGGGCCUCACGUUCCCGCUGGAAGCACGCAGGUUACUUUCCAAAGUUUGUCCACCUCCUCGCGCGGUAGCAGCGGAUCGGGCCAAAGACCAAAUACUGUUGCUGUUGAGCAGAGCAGCGAAGGCGUGUCCAGCAGAAGUCCAUCAAGCAGAAAAUCUUUCGCUCAAAGCUAUGGAAUGCAGCCUUCCUCGCCUUCCUCAGGAUCAGGCUUUUCCUCGCCAAGCAACUCUAUGUCUAUCACAUCCCCAAUGUCAAGCAAGGCUCGCGCAGAUGCCACGCGGUCGCUGAAUCCUUUUGGAUUUUUGGACACGGCAACAGAUGAAGCUCUUUCGAAAGAGACGCCCCAAUCAGGAGAAGGUCGUGCAGGUGCUAGUGGGAUCCAGCACGCCACCACCGACGAAACUAGCAAGGGACUCGAGAGGUUGCUGGUAGACUCUGACCAGGCUUUGCCUGAGGUUACAUCACGGCAAGAGAAUGUGGAGGCACACCCCAUGCUUGGGGACCAGACUCAAUUGAGACGACAGCCGCCAAAAGGUCGAGGUGGUCAACUUUUUCACGGACCCAGUGGACGAAAACUAUGGCCAGAUGUUGCUAAGCGCAGUGUCAUUGGGCAGAGUGACAGAGGUGAUUUGUACAUCGGCCAUCACCCUGGCAAACGUGGCAAUCGCAAAGGUCCGCUAUCACGCUCGGAUGAUCAAGCGAAGCAAAGCAGAACUGACAAGGUCUCUUCCUGGGUGAUGCCACCUAUUGAUGCCUCGAGAGAUGCAGCAUCAGGAAAUGAUGCUGACGGCUUGGAGUCGCAAAGCUUCGACUGGGAGACCCUUCGGGUCCAGCUGUUAAGAGAGGGGAUAAAGCUCAAAAUUCCGCCAGAGCUGUUAUACAAGAAGGGCAUGAAGUCCCGUGAGCAGUCCCAAGCCCUACUGGAAGAAGUGCAUUCAGAGUGCCACGAGGCAGCCUUCAAGGAGGGUAUAGCAAGGUUGGAUGAAUCCUCCAAAGAUCUGGAAGCCAGCCUGUCCGGCCUGAGAAGAGAUAGUUCUGGAAAAUCGCUCCAUGGCACAAGUACGUGGCAUUCAGAUGCAGCACACACUGGACAGGCAAACCUUUUUUCAGCCCAGCCAGUUUCAGCCUCUUGCAAUGCGAGUCUGCACCGUGCCUGGAAGUCCCAGGAUCCUGUGGAGUUAGAAGCGGUUUACAAGCAGCGUGCUUUCCGUUGGACAACCUCCGGUGCCGGCACAGGGGCCCUGCCGGAGACGAAGUGCUUUGACAGAAUCGUUGCAAUAACUUUGACUUUAAUUCAUUUUGAUUCACUACUUGUAGCAUUUUGA
Molecule: messenger RNA, 2247 nt
Organism: Cladocopium goreaui
Lineage: Eukaryota; Dinophyceae; Suessiales; Symbiodiniaceae
Source: the annotation of a GenBank genome assembly